Aspergillus udagawae is the source of this 585-nucleotide messenger RNA. RefSeq lists its product as uncharacterized. The transcript has a single exon. The record is from RefSeq and is a predicted model, not a curated record. Bases 1 to 585 code for a protein of 194 amino acids. Lineage: Eukaryota; Fungi; Ascomycota; Eurotiomycetes; Eurotiales; Aspergillaceae.
AUGGACAAAAUAUUCUCCAGCAAAAGCAAAUCAGCCCAGCCAGUCUGGACCUUCACCAUCGACAGCUCGGGAGAAACAAUCUCCUGCUCAGGCAGAUCAGUCUUCCAGCUUACCACCCAAAAAUCAGAGCCACAUCUUACCAUCUCGCGUCUCCCACCGCCGGGACCAUGGUCUCCAGCUCCCACCCCCAUCGGAACCUGCACCGUCCACAAGUUCCCCUCUAGCAAGGUGGACGUCACUCUUCACGGCCACGAAUUCCUGCUCAAGCGCGACUUCCUCAAAAGCGAUAACCACCACUUCGAUUAUCCGCCGCUAGGGCACUUCAAAUGGAAGCCUGAUGCAUGGGGAGGGAGUAAACUGGAGUUGUUUGAUAACGAGCGGCGCCUGUUGGCAAGAUACAACAAGAAGGUGUCUUUGAAAGGGCAGGGUCAGCAGAUUGAAGUGUUAAUCCAGGGGGAUGAGCGGUUCGUGGAAAUGGUGGUUGUGACGGCGUUGGCGAUGAGGCAUUAUAUUGAGGUGGAGAAUAAGGAUAUUAAGAAGGUGACGAAGAUUCUUGAUGGUGUGGGAGAAGUUAUGGGGGGUUAG